Molecule: messenger RNA, 2716 nt
Organism: Chara braunii
Lineage: Eukaryota; Viridiplantae; Streptophyta; Charophyceae; Charales; Characeae
Source: the annotation of a GenBank genome assembly
AGCCGCGCAAGGACCCAACGAGGAGGGCGUUGUAUUAGCAAAGAAAAUGAAGGGCAAGCUGUUGCGUUCCGUCGCCAAAGCCUUUGCGUUCUCUUCGGCGAACGACGCAACUUUGUACCCUACAGAGGAAUCGUUUUUCGUUGCGGUGCAAGCGACGGCCAAACUGGCAGGGGGGACAGCAGAGGAAGGGCUGUGGUCUCACAUUGCAGAGCGCGGGAUUCGAGCUGUUAUAGGGGAAUGCAACAAAAUUAUGACGACGAUCCGCGGAGACAUUACCUGGCAGCUGAAGCAUUGGUUCUGGGCAGAAAAAGGGAUUCCGCUAGUCGGAUCGCAGCAAUCGGACCACCACCUCCCCGCUCGCAAUAAGACGCGCGCCGAGAUGAAAGAGAACAAGACAAGGAGACGGAGCGGCGACGAUCCGUGGGGCGCCCCCGCCUUCAAGACGACACUCUUAAAAGUUUUCCAGAUGAGGAAGGAAGGACGAAACCUCGACGUCACCCUGCAGCAACUCGCUUUCGGGGAGAUGAUCAUUCAUUGUGAGAUAGAACAGACAACGAAGACGAUACGAGCUGCGGAGCAGAUAGAAAAAUUGGUAUCUAUAAAGCAGGCAAUCGUCUCAUCUCUACGAGCGCGCGACACGUCAAACAUGGUAGAGGCGGCAGAAAAGGAGCUGAAGGAGCAGAAGGAGCAGAAGGAGGUGGAGGUGAUGGACACACAAGCGGAAACAAAAUCUGGCAAGAGGGUGGAGAAAGAAGUGGAAAUGAAAGCUGGCGUGCGGCUGAGCUUGGAGCUGAUGGCUGAGUGUGUGCGCCAUCAUCUAGCAGGUGGCAACGAGGAAGAGGACUUAGAGGAGGAGAUGGUGUUCCUGGACUUCCACACGGCCUUCAAAGGAAGUUGUUUGAGGAUUAUCACAUCCUCCCUCUUCAAGUGGCAUAACAUGGACAUGGAACUGAACAGUGGUGACACUGAUGUCGAUGCACAUCCWGCUGUCAAAGACGAUAACAGGGCAUCACUGGCUCCUGAAGUYCUCCUACAGUCUUACCUUGAGUUGAGGGAUGAUGAUGAUGAUGGUGAUGGUGAUGGUCAUGCUUGUGAUCACAGAAAUGCAGUUGCCAGCUGUGGUCCUGACAAGGGCGAAUCGGUCUCGAUGGAACUCACUGAGAGCAAUGUCGAUGACAUCAACAAAAAUGAUGAGGAUGAUGGCCAYGGAGAUGAGAGUAAUGGGCAUGGUCUUGGUCAGGCUGAUGACCUCAAGGAGGAGUUAGCAAAUAGCAGUGCUCGACACUAUUAUGGCAGAGCCCUUGUGACUGAAGUGUGUCAGUUCGAUGUAGGCAAUGACCGCAAUGGUUGCACGGAUGAUCGUGGUGAUGGUGAUGGUGGCCAUGGUGGUGUUGUCGAUGACGUCACACUCUUUGCUGAAAUGAGUCUGUCGAACUUUCAUGAUGGCAUGGGUGGUGAUGAGGGUCUUCGUGAGCGUUAUGAUGACUGUGCAGAUCAAGUCCGCAAUGACCAGCGCGAUGAGGACAUAGUUCUAUUGACUACCCUUGCACACUUGGACGGCGAUCCCGGCACCAAUAAUAAUAAUAAUGAUGAAGAGAAGAAGGAGGAGGAGGUGGAGGGUGAUGCUGGUUAUUAUUCUGCACAGAUAAUGGCUAGCAAUACUGGGGACUUGGAAGAACAGUACGAUUCUGCUGUUAUGCAUCUCCUUGAUUGGAGGGCAUGUGGUGCUACAGAAUUAGAUUGUGCAUUUUGUUGCCGGUGGAGAAGCUGUUUGGACUUUGAGACUUGUUUCCGCCGCUUCGGAAUGGAGCCAUGCACGGCAUGGAGUGAGAGUGAUGAAGUCAUUUGGAACCAGCUGCUGGGCUUUAUCAGAAGCCUAGAGGCUCGGGAGUGCCUUUUGACCGACCGUCGCKAGUACGGUAAUAAGGUGAGGGUAGAAAGGAUGGAUUUUGAUUUGAUUGGGAGUGAUGGCCGACAUCUCCCACUGCAAAUGUUCUUCUGGCAGGGACGUUACGAACAUUCCCGUGACAUGACAGGCUGGUUCGCAGAUGUCGGGGACCGCGACACAGGAUUGUUCAUCUUACAUGUUGGAUGGGGGUGUGAGGUGCAAAGGUCAAGGGUGACAGUGCUAACAGAAAACCUUAAACCAGGGGGGUACAUGCCACACUGUGAUGUCCCUACUGUGCUGAAGACAACAAUGUUCUUAGAUCUCAUAUAUGAAGGAGGAGGAGGAGGAGGAGGAGGAGGAGGAGGAGGAGGAGGACAAGGAGGAGAAGAGGGAGAAGGGGAAGAAGGGGGAGAAGGACAAGGAGGAGGAGAAGCAGGAGAAGGACGUGGUACAGGUUGGACUUUCAAAUUGGAAGACUACCAGGAGGCACAAUUUGACAAUGAAUGUGAUAUAUUAUCCCCAUCUAGUACAAAACAGAGAGGAUCCAGUCCUCCACACAGUGUGAACUGGGAAUUGAUGAAAUCUCUGCAAAAGCUUCACAGGUCUUCCGUCAGUUUUGUGCCGUACGAGUACCACAGCAAGUCCGAGAUUGAGCGCUUGAUUCCCGUUGCAGGUUGAUUGCGAGAACUGGUGCUGGGCACGAUGCACCGAGGUUGCUUUGAUAAGAUGGUUGCCGAAUUGCGGCUUCGUCCUUCAUAUCUGAGGGAUCCCGUCCAGACUGCCUGCGCGCAAUUCGCCCACAUCUUCAAGGGAUCGCAAUGGGAGAAC